AUGGAUUCUAUUUCAAAAGCAAUUGCAGCAAUCGAUUCGCAAGGUCCAGAAGGACAAAUUUCAUAUCGUGAAGCUGCAAAAAUAUUUGGUGUUGACCGCAAUACUUUGGCGCGGAGACACCAAAACAAAACUCAGUCGCGUGACGACGCGACACACCAACGCCAACUACUCAGUCCACCACAAGAAUCCGAGCUUAUAAAAUAUAUACAGGACUUAACUGAGCGUGCUCUUCCACCUACUAGAUCUAUAAUAAAAAACUACGUGUCAGUUAUUGCAGAAUGGGAGCCCUCGGAUAGCUGGAUUUCCCGAUUUCUUCGUCGCCACCGCGAUCAGCUUACUACUAAAUUUGUGACUGGGAUUGAUUAGGAGCGUCACUAAGCUGAU
Molecule: messenger RNA, 384 nt
Organism: Bipolaris sorokiniana ND90Pr
Lineage: Eukaryota; Fungi; Ascomycota; Dothideomycetes; Pleosporales; Pleosporaceae
Exons: 1
Coding region: 1-366 (121 amino acids)
Molecular function (GO): DNA binding
Source: RefSeq, a predicted model, not a curated record